Trichoderma citrinoviride is the source of this 819-nucleotide messenger RNA. RefSeq lists its product as hypothetical. The transcript is spliced from 2 exons. The record is from RefSeq and is a predicted model, not a curated record. Gene Ontology annotation, biological process: protein import into nucleus; spindle pole body duplication. Lineage: Eukaryota; Fungi; Ascomycota; Sordariomycetes; Hypocreales; Hypocreaceae. Bases 1 to 819 code for a protein of 272 amino acids. Gene Ontology annotation, cellular component: nuclear outer membrane; nuclear pore transmembrane ring.
AUGUCGAGUCUGGUCAGGGCGACCACGCCCGUCAAGCAAACCGCGCCGGCGACGGCGACUGAGAGCCCCGGCACCUGGCGCCACCCUCGACUCGACGAAAUCACAAGACGGCGCGAUGCCACAAACUUCUCCGAAAAGAACGUGCGGCGGAUCGCCUACAACAUAGUCGCCUUGCUGGCCAUGUGGUCGCUUCAGCUGCUGGCCAGGCUCCAGGUGGACGCGCAAAUGUUUCCCAAGUCCGUCCGACUAUAUCUCGGCUGGGCAUGGUUCGCCGCCCAGCUCAUCCCAUUCAUCCAGAUCGGCAUGGCCUGCCUGCCACUUAUCCGGCCCAAAGACGAGCUCGCCGAUAUCCCGUUGACGGCUACCCAGCGCAAACUGCUGGGCCUCAACCCGUCCGUCGUGCCGCCCACCCCCGACGUCAACAUCAGCACCCCGCCGCGAUACUCGCGAACUCCAUCCAUUGCAGGCUCUGUGGGAAGCAGGGCUAGCUAUCCCAACUCUCCGUUGGAGGGACGAGGCGACCCCGUGUCCAACGCUCUUUCUCAGAGCUUUAGCGGCUCGGUCUCGCAGUUCUCGCCCAUGGGAAGCCCAUUCCUCCAAAGCGUUAACGGCGUGAGCAAUAGGAGGUCAUCCUUUGGGACGUCAGGCUCCUUUGGCGCGUCCACCAUUGGCUCCUUCGGCGCAAGCACUUCGUCAAACAUGUUGCCCGACCCUGCCUCACCAAGCCCUUCAGCAGGCAAGAGGACAAGCAUUGGGCUCAACAAUAAGUGGCUGUACGAGAAGGGCAGGAGGUCUUCUGGCAGCACUUGGGUCCAUUGA